CAGCACUGAACCUCAGCAACUGUCAUGGCGUCUUCCUUGAAGGGGGUUUGGUACUGGAGAAAGUAGCUGCUGUCACUUACCAGUUUCUCCGUACUAAAGCGCAGCUGACGUGGACUGAAGAGUUUUGGGGCGCCGGUAGUUAAAAUGGGGACCGUCCAUGCUAAGAGUCUGGAUCCACUCCCAAUGCAUGGCCGGGACUUGGAUGUCCACCCUGAAGAUUUCAUGGAGACUCCAGACCAAGGGCAAGACUCCAAACAGGAGAUCCUUGAAAACAAAGAUGUGGUUGUCCAGCAUGUGAACAUCCAGGGUCUGGGGAGAACCAAAGAGGAUCUGCUUGGCUAUGAGAUCUCUGAUGUUUUCCAUGCCAAAAAUCUCAUUGAUGUGAUGAAAAGAGCUCAUGUCGCUAGGCAGAGGCUGCUCCGCCUGGGAAUCUUCAAGGACGUCGAGGUUCUGAUCGACACAUCUGAAGGUACAGACGCUCUGCCCAAUGGCCUGGAUGUAACCUUUGAGGUGACAGAGGUCAAGAGGCUGACAGGGAGCUACAAUACCAUGGUUGGCAACAAUGAAGGAAGCAUGGUUCUGGGUUUGAAGCUGCCCAACAUGUUGGGGCGAGCUGAGAAACUCACCUUCCAGUUCUCCUAUGGGACCAAGGAGACGUCCUAUGGCCUGUCUUUCUUUAAGCCCCAACCCGGACAUUUUGAACGCAACCUCACCCUCAACAUGUACAAAGUGACCGGCCAGUUUCCAUGGAGCUCCUUGAAAGAGACUGACAGAGGCGUGUCUGCAGAACUGAACUUUCCUCUGGGCGUGACCAACCACACGCUGAAGUGGGAGGGUGUAUGGAGGGAGCUGGGCUGCCUGGCACGCAGCGCUUCCUUUGCUGUGCGCGAGGAGAGCGGACACUCACUGAAGUCUGCUCUCUCUCACACUGUGUCAGUUGAUUCAAGGAACUCUGCCAUCUUUCCCAGCAGAGGUGCCUUACUUCGCAUCAACCAGGAGCUGGCUGGAUACACUGGAGGAGACGCCAGCUUCUUGAAGGAGGAUUUUGAGCUGCAGCUCAACAGACGGCUCUUCUGGGAUUCUGUUUUGUCUGCCUCUCUGUGGGGUGGGAUGCUGUGUCCCAUUGGAGCACAGCCGUCCUGCAUAGCUGACAGGUUUUACCUUGGAGGCCCAACUAGUGUACGAGGAUUUGGGAUGUACAGCAUCGGGCCACAGAGUGAAGGUGACUACCUGGGUGGAGAAGCAUACUGGGCAGGGGGUCUGCACCUCUACACUCCUCUACCAUUCAGACCAGGCAAGGGAGGCUUUGGAGACCUUUUUAGAACACAUUUCUUUCUCAACGCAGGAAAUCUCUGCAACCUCAGCUACGGUGGGUGA
This is a messenger RNA of Neolamprologus brichardi, 1377 nucleotides long. The record is from RefSeq and is a predicted model, not a curated record. Lineage: Eukaryota; Metazoa; Chordata; Actinopteri; Cichliformes; Cichlidae.